This is a messenger RNA of Nicotiana tabacum (common tobacco), 786 nucleotides long. RefSeq lists its product as uncharacterized. Lineage: Eukaryota; Viridiplantae; Streptophyta; Magnoliopsida; Solanales; Solanaceae. The record is from RefSeq and is a predicted model, not a curated record.
AUGAAGGCAACGAUAUUGCCAAGAGCUCGAUAUGAAUGGAUUCACUUACGGUUACAAGAUUUUAAAAAUGUAAGUGAAUAUAAUUCUGUUGUAUUCAGGAUAACUUUUCAACUUAAAUUAUACGGGAAAAUUGUGAAUGAUAAGGAUUUACUGGAAAAGACUCUUUCUACUUUUCAUGCAUCAAAUAUGGUAUUGCAGCAACAAUACCGUGAAAAGGGUUUAAAGAAAUAUUCUAAAUUAAUCUCAUGCCUCCUGGUGGCUGAGCAACAUAAUACCCUUUUAAUAAAAAAUUAUGAAGCUCGUCCCACUGGAUCUGCACCAUUUUCCGAAGUGAAUAUGGUAGCAGCUACUCAAAAGUAUGAAAGAAGACAAAAUCAUUAUCGUGGUCGUGGCCGUGGCCAUAGUCGUGGACAUGGACAAGGACAUGGAAGGGGACGAAAUAAUUAUCAUCAUCAUGGCGGAAAUAAACAAGAAAACAAUAAGGAUCCUCAAAAUAAUCCUUUGAAAGGCAGAGUUAAUAUUUGCCACAAGUGUGGUAUGAAAGGUCAUUGGGUUCGUGUUUGUCGUACAGCUGACCAUUUUGUUAAACUUUAUCAAGCAUCCAAUAAAAGAAAAGAUAAUAAUGUGGAGGCACACUUGACUUUUCAAAUUGAUGAUGAUAAAGCAGGCCCCUCAAACAAAUAUGAUGAUGUUGAGAUAAAUCUUGCAUAUAAAGAUGAUGAUUUUGGAGGCCUUGCAGAUAUUACUCAUUUAGAAGCUGGAGACUUCUUUGAAGAUAUUGACUGA